AUGGCAGGAUUUUUCAGUCAAGAAAACAAUGCGGUUGCUUCCUGGUUCUUCGGCCCACGAGCUGAGAACUGUGAUUUUGUCCAUGAAUUUUAUAAAGAGAUUAUCGAAAAACAAGUAGAAGCGCGAAAGGUUUAUUUUUCGACGGAUCCCUUCUUUAUCACAGCAGAUAUGCGGAAUUCGGCCGAAUUCAAAUCAAACAUGAAUUCCCUAAGAGAUCAACUUCAAAAAAUCUCGGAUUUACUUGCCGAGAAAACUGUACCGUUCUGGUCGCCACGCUACAUGGCCCACAUGAGUAUGGAAGCAACUAUGCCAAGCAACCUUGGCUACGUGGCUGCCCUGCAAUACAAUCAGAAUAACGUUGCUAUUGAGGCAUCUCCAUUAACCACAUGGCUCGAAGUGUUUACCGGAAAAAAGCUGUGUGAAAUGCUUGGUUUUACCGUUCACUGGGAUAUAAACGAGAGUAUUGAUACGAUUGAUGAACAGCAAGAAACUCCACCUGAACUACUGCCCAAAAUUCGAGGAUGGGGUCAUAUCACCUGCGAUGGUUCAGUAGCAAAUCUGGAAUCAAUUUG
Racocetra persica is the source of this 572-nucleotide messenger RNA. NCBI's taxonomy places the organism in Eukaryota, Fungi, Glomeromycota, Glomeromycetes, Diversisporales, Gigasporaceae. The record is from the annotation of a GenBank genome assembly.